CUUGUUGCACGAGAUAUUGCUACCAAUGCUUUUCUUGUAAGCGUUGCUAUACUUUUACCUAUCUACCGUAUGCGACAACCCGAAGCCGCAAGAACAGUCUAUUUCGUCACGCCCAAACUUGCGUGAAUCUUCCCUCGCCCCAAACAGACGGUGAAUUCACAACAUAAUUUUUACCCUACUGGACCACGAAAUCUCGACCUCGAUACCAACUUAUAACUAUACACAUUGAGGCUUAUCGAAUUAUCACGAAGCGACGCGUUUAUCGGUACUAGUCGAAAGACUAUUGACCUCGGACCUCUUAUACAAUUUCUUAAGGAGACGAGAGUCGGGCGUCCCCACCCCGCCAUAAGUAGGGGGCUGUGACCUACGAAAAUGAAGCGCUUCAGCCGAGCCCUCUCGCGAGGUAAGAGUGACAGCAAGUCCUCUAAGAAGAAUAAGGACUCCAAGGAUGGCACUGCUUCACCCUCCUCUAGUGGCUCGAGAGAGACCCAGUCGCCUGUAUUGACUCCCUCUUCAUCAACCUCGACCCUAAACGAUAUCAGAAACAAGCCUCUACCCCCCAGCAAUGCUGGAACACACGGUGGUGAUCAUGGUAGUCCUGCUUUGCAGGGCCAGGCUGGUCAAGCGUCAGGCCAAGGUGCUCCCGACAGAUUUACUAGUUUGGCAUCUCAGCAGUCGCCAAAUGGUGCCGCUACUCCUUCUCGACAUGGCGGCACCCUCCCGCCAACUGUGGUCAUUAGCCCAAGUGCUCCACAUAUCCCGCCCCCUGGUGCUGCCGAGACUAUGCCCCACGACCUUGCUCCCCCUAAAGCCGGCCAGAAGUCGAUAAUGUUCGAUCGCCUCCACCAGACGCCGAAAGAUGUCCCCGAAGGCCUUCGAACACCCCGAAGACAGAACUCUUCACGAUUCGACAUAUCGACACAUCGUGAACUUGAGAAGUUACCCGGCUUCCACGAGGUACCACCUAAUCGACGACAGGAGUUAUUCAUGCAGAAGAUCGACCAGUGCAAUGUCAUCUUUGACUUUAAUGAUGCUAGUGCUGACAUGAAAUCGAAGGAGAUCAAGCGUCUGGCCCUGCAUGAAUUGCUUGAUUAUGUAGCCAAUAACCGACAGGUCAUUACAGAACCUAUGUACCCUCGAGUAGUGGAAAUGUUCGCCAAGAAUCUUUUCCGCCCAAUUCCUCCGCCUAUGAACCCUCAAGGAGAAGCAUUUGAUCCCGAGGAGGACGAGCCUGUCCUCGAAGUGGCUUGGCCCCAUAUCCAGGUUGUCUACGAAUUCUUUUUGCGAUUUAUAGAAAGCCAGGACUUUAACACGAACAUAGCUAAAGCUUACAUCGACCAUAGCUUUGUGCUGCAGCUCCUAGAGCUGUUCGACUCGGAAGACCCGCGUGAGAGAGACUUUCUCAAGACGACAUUGCACCGUAUCUAUGGGAAGUUCCUGAACUUACGUUCGUUUAUUAGACGUUCGAUCAAUAAUGUCUUCUUUCAGUUUACUUACGAGACCGAGAGGUUCAAUGGUGUUGCUGAGCUUCUUGAAAUCCUGGGAUCCAUUAUCAAUGGAUUUGCCCUGCCCCUCAAGGAAGAGCAUAAGCUCUUCUUGACUAGAGUGUUACUGCCUCUCCACAAAGUCAAGAGUCUUAGCAUGUACCACCCACAACUAGCUUACUGUAUCGUCCAAUUUCUUGAAAAGGACGCCUCCUUGACCGAGGAGGUCGUUUUAGGCCUUCUGCGUUAUUGGCCUAAAGUCAACAGCACCAAGGAAGUCAUGUACCUCAACGAGGUUGAAGAUAUUUUCGAAGUAAUGGACCCUGCAGAAUUUGCAAAGGUUCAGGAGCCUUUGUUCCACCAAUUAGCGAAGUCGGUCGCGAGUCCACAUUUCCAGGUCGCGGAACGUGCGUUGUAUUUCUGGAACAACGAGUAUUUCUGUAAUCUUGUGAGCGACAACGUGGAAAUCAUCCUUCCCAUCAUGUUUGCGCCGCUAUACGAGAACUCUAAGGGACAUUGGAAUAGGACAAUUCAUGGUAUGGUGUAUAAUGCGAUGAAGCUUUUCAUGGAGAUUAACCCGCAGCUCUUCGAUGAUUGCUCACACGAAUAUACGGAGCAGCAAAAUAAUGCUGCCGCGAGAGAAGCACUCCGUGAGAGGAAGUGGGCCGCUAUCACAGAGCAAGCUAAUAAAAGGAAAUCAAAUGGUACUACUGGAAAUGGUACCCCAGCCGCGAAGCCGUUGAACAUAUUACCACGAGUUGAAGAGGCCGAUUCGGUUACCGAGGAUAACCAGAAAAGGUUGGAUUCGCUUAAGUUGCAGGAUGCCGACCGAGGGAAUCGCCGUCCGAACGCUCACGAACGACAAAAUUCAGUGGGUUCUGCUAGAAGCCGGUGAUUUUUGGCUCUGCUUCUGCUUGCUCCACGGGCCUUUCGCAUGAAAGGUAUCCCGAUGAUCGCCUUCUCAUAAUAGACCUCAAAGGCGAUGGUGGCCUGGUUUACACAAACCCAAAAUUUCUGAUUCAAUUCGCAUUACCAUACUUUUCUUUUCAGCAACCAUAACCUUUCAGCUCGACUACUACAACACUCGAUUUUAGCCAUGCCCUUUUGCGUGAAAGAAUUCAAUUCUAAUCGCGAUUGACUGAAGCGGAUCAAAUAUUUCUGCUUAUGCCCAGAUGGUACCAUGGCUGGUCAAUAAGGUAGUUAAGGUCCCGCUG
Molecule: messenger RNA, 2698 nt
Organism: Hypoxylon trugodes
Lineage: Eukaryota; Fungi; Ascomycota; Sordariomycetes; Xylariales; Hypoxylaceae
Product: protein phosphatase 2A regulatory B subunit
Exons: 4
Coding region: 373-2379 (668 amino acids)
Biological process (GO): signal transduction
Cellular component (GO): protein phosphatase type 2A complex
Molecular function (GO): protein phosphatase regulator activity
Source: RefSeq, a predicted model, not a curated record